This is a messenger RNA of Leptosia nina, 2316 nucleotides long. The record is from the annotation of a GenBank genome assembly. NCBI's taxonomy places the organism in Eukaryota, Metazoa, Arthropoda, Insecta, Lepidoptera, Pieridae.
AUGUGGUAUGGUACAAAUUUGCAGAGAUCUUAUAAGUAUAUGAUGUUUUCAAAGAUGCCUUCCUUGAGGAUUGAUCAGAGUGACCUGAAAUGUAAAAAUGGCUGUGAUUAUUUUGGGAAUCCACAAUGGCAAGGAUACUGCUCCAAAUGUCACCGAGAACAACUACAACGGCAAAGAUGGGCAGAAAAGGGAUCAUCAACACUUCCAAAGCCAGAACAAAAGAAAGAAUCUGGCUUCAAGCUUACAUCACAUUCAUCUUUCUCCAAAUUUGAAGAGAAGAGGCUACGCCAAAGUGAAACCUUAAAAAAGGCGAAUCUUCUGAAGUUUAGUGUUUUCAAGAAGAGUAGUACAGAUGACCAUGACCAUGCGAUGGAGCGAAAGCCUCCCGAAUUCAAAAUUCCACCAAUGGUCAACGAGGGGAUGAAGCGCGAUUUCCGGCUUCGGUUUCCAAACUUAACACCACAAAUGGACCGAGAUGCCAGGCUGUUCGCUCACUCAUUUAUCAUGGAUGUCAUUAAGUGCUCCAAUGUUAUGACUGUUGAUGAACUGUCUGAAAGAGUGCAGAGGCAAUAUCAGAGAUUCAUGAAGCACAUGGACAGCUCUUCACAUUUCGCGAACGUGGAGCCUGACACGAAGGAACUGCUUAUGGACUUCGUAGAGAAACACGCCAUGACAUAUCUUCACGAGCUACCAUCUGUAGUAUUUUCACCCGCUGGCACUGAAGAUGAACGCCUCGAUAGGGCGAUGUCGGAACGCAUUCAGCAGUUAAGCUGGGUUGGGGAGACACAUCUGGAAUGUAAGCUGGACCGUACUAACGCAGCUUGUAGGCAGCUUCUCUACAAGGCUAUUAGUGAGCUCCUGGGUAUGGACGCUGCAUUGUCUCCUGGGGGAAAAGUGGCUCGCGUACGACGAGCCUGCAGACACGUCCUUGCUCUUUGUGGAGCACCGGCCUCAGCUGAUGAUCUUCUACCUGCCUUAAUAUUCACUGUAUUGAAGGCGAAUCCACCUCGACUCGUCAGCAACAUCAACUUUGUUACGCGCUUCUGCAACGCCCAGCGACUUAUGACUGGCGAGGGAGGAUAUUAUUUCACUAAUUUGUGCUGUGCGGUGUCGUUCAUAGAAAACCUAACACCCGAAUCCCUCAAUAUGGAUAGAAAGGAGUUUGACUGCUACAUGGCGAUGCCAGCAUCUAUUGGCGGGAGUGCUUGGGCGGCGGCUUUAUCUUUAUGUGGGGCUUCUCGUGAGGCAGAAGAACAGCGGCUUCAAGUUGAAAAUUUGAUGGCGGAGACCAGGGCUUUGAAGGAAAAAGGCGAUCAGCUGGCAGUAAAUGCGGAGUCUUUUGAGAAAGAAAUUGCCAAAAAAGUUCAGGAUGUUCUCGCGAAAACUCCUUUGGAAAUAAAGCCGCGUCGGGAAUUGCCUCGUCUCGGCAGUUUGACGGCCGCCACUGCUGCUCUAAUAGACUUGGAGGUCGACAAACUUAAUCCAUCUCAAAUAAACAACGUGCCUAAAAUCGAACAACAUGAGAGUAUACCUCCACUAGUGGAACAAGAGCCUUUGAACACGAAUAAACCAAAAUUAUGCCCGGACUUGCACAAUGCGUGUGGCUCUACAGAAGCUCAACCCAAAAAUCUACCAGCUACUUCAACUAACCUUCAAGAAAAUGUCACCCAAAUUAUCCCACAAAACCAAAACUAUCUUGAGUCCGAAUUGAUUGUUACGAAUAUUCAAUACCAAGAUGAACCAAUCAUAACAUUUUCACAAACACCAGAGGAUAAGUCACCGUCCAGAUCCCCUUUAAAUCCGUGGGAAGUAAAACAAACCAGCUCUUUAGAACUCUUAACACCCUCUCCGCUUGGCUUUACCCCAUUUGAUUCUAGAUCCAUAGAUGAAUUGAUGACGCCAGAUGACUUUGGCUCUGAACAGGUCCCAGGCUUAAGUAAUGUCAACUAUGAUAUAGAUCUAUCGGAUUUCAGUGGUGAUAAUAGCUUAGCAGAAGAUGUGCCCAGAGAACCAAAAGACCCCUUUAGUCCAGACCCAAAGAAAUAUUAUCCAUUUGAAGCGAGAGAUCCAUUUAGUCCGAUUCUAGAUAAAUUCGACGAAUUUACACUAGUGGAUACAAAGACAAACGAAACAUCUGGUGCAUUUGAAGUUAUACAUAGGGCUUCGUCUAGUAGAGAUCCAUUUAGUCCAGUUUUACAAGAAUCUUUUUCUUUGGAGAGAGAUGCUUCUCUCUUAGACGAUAGUCAUUCGCCUACUUCUACAAGUCUACUUCCAUCACCAUUAUUACCACAGACAAGUAAAACUAAUGAUCAUUAA